Messenger RNA from Rubroshorea leprosula, 1064 nucleotides. The record is from the annotation of a GenBank genome assembly. Lineage: Eukaryota; Viridiplantae; Streptophyta; Magnoliopsida; Malvales; Dipterocarpaceae.
AGCUUUUAAGUUUUCACAUUAUAAUAGUACUAUUAUUAUCGGAGGAAAAGUAGGGAUGACAUUGACCAAGACCUUCCAUCCGGCUUUUUGUAAAUAUCUCAUUAACUUGGAACAAAUAAACCCAUCUCAUCAUCUCCUACCAAUUCCUUGCUCGUUUUCCUCCAUAACUCCCACAAAUGGAAAUGCUUCCCCAACCCAUUUUUUCAUCCACUUUUGUGUGCAUCAUCACCAUCUUCUCCAUCUUGCCCUUUCUCCCACCAUCAUACAGCGAUCGCUUGGAUGAGUUCAUAGAGUGUAGCCGUUCUGCUUCCUUCGAGUGCGGCCGCCUUGGAACCUUUCACUAUCCUUUUUGGAACGACGAUACUCCGGAGUAUUGUCGGCCGCUUGGAUUCUACUUGAAAGACUGCGAAGGAGUUCCCACAAUAGAGUUUGGCCCAGAUAGUUCAUUCCUCCUGCAGCACGUAAACCCAUCAGAUUACAACAAAUUGACCAUUGCUCCAAUGAAUUUACAGUCACUUAUUUGUUCCGAGACAGCACAUCACGGAACUCUGCUGCCUUCUUUCUUCAAAUUCUCUGAAACCAACAAAAACUUCAGUCUGUUCUAUGACUGUCUUCCACCUCCUUGCGAACCGCCUGGAAUUAGGAUUGCUGAUUGCGGACCCAAUGGAACCUUCUACACGAAUGAUUCAAAACUUGAGGGGUAUGAUGAUUGCGAGUGCGAUUCUGUGGAAGUUGAGGUUAAUCAGACGAUUUUCAACAAAGUCCACAACGGGGAACUGACAUUGGUUGAUGCUUUGAACCAAUUUUGCUUUGAUGUGGAGUACAGCUGUAGUGCGGUUUUCUGUGAUCAAUAUGAGGAGCUAGGUGGGAAAUGCGUAAACAAUUCGACUUCAGAUCAGUAUCUACGAGAAGCAUGCCUGCAUCAUCCAGGUAUGGAUUAUCUAUGCAAAACCAUUUGUUUUUAAUUUGGUGUAGUGAUUACGGGCUUAGGAUCAUUCUGUAUUGGCAUUCGCAUUCAACACACAAUUGAGUCUAUACUAUGGUUUCCUGGAAACUCACUGCUU